Molecule: messenger RNA, 507 nt
Organism: Oppiella nova
Lineage: Eukaryota; Metazoa; Arthropoda; Arachnida; Sarcoptiformes; Oppiidae
Source: the annotation of a GenBank genome assembly
AUGUCUUCGGCCACACGACACGCCCUCCUGAGCGACGGCUUCGGCCACCAACUGGUCCACGACUUGGUCACCACCUGCUGGACGCCCGCAAACAUCUUCAUCUCUGUCCUCAUCUUCACGUGGAUUUACAAGAUCUACAAGAGUGUGACGGAAGUGCCCACAGAACUGAUCGGCGUCUUAGACACGGAGACACUCAUCAAAGCCAGAGAUUAUAACAUCGAUAAGAGUUGUUUCGGGUUUUACGCCUUCAUUUGGAACCAAUUGCUGAACACUGCGAUCCUCUGGACAGAAGCCAUACCACUGUUGUGGCGCUAUUCGGGACGACUGAUCGGUCGCGUGGGCUAUACUGCCGGCGACCACGAGAUCCUACAGACGUUGGCGUUCGUGUUGAUCGGUUCCCUCAUCUCCCAUUCAAACGCCUACUUCUAUGGGUUCCACAAAAACAAACGCAUCGUUCUCUUCGAUACACUCAUUGAGGACUUCCAUAAGAAAGAGGAGGAAAAGAGC